CCGCGCAUACAUGCGGUUCCGAGGCUAGUACUUGGUGGAGAACGAGGGUGGAGACGGGGGUGUAUGAAAAAGAAAAACUCGAUCGAGUUAAUGGGGGUCUGGCGCAGAUUGGGUACAAAAGCUGAAGUCUUGUAUUCGACGACGUUCUCAUCGUCAUGGUCGACCCCUCUCGGUCUCAGUCGCCCGCUGUCUUCUGCAGCCAGUGGUAAUGGGCAGGCUGAAAUAAUGAGCGGAAAGCCAAUCGCAAAAGACAUAAGGUCCAGAGUAGCUGCUGAAAUAUGCAGAAUGAAGGCUGCCACAGGAAGACUGCCUGGAUUGGCUGUUGUUUUGGUGGGUAACAGAAAGGAUUCACACACUUAUGUCCAUCUCAAGUUAAAAGCUUGCAAUCAAGUCGGAAUAGUGACUUCUAUUGUUCAACUGCCCCAAGACUGUACUGAAGCUCGACUUAUUGAUGUUGUUUCAUCUUUUAACCGGAACCCGUCGGUGCACGGUAUAAUUGUGCAGCUCCCUCUUCCACAGCAUUUAGACGAGGAAAAGAUUAUAAAUUUUGUUAGUCCAGAAAAAGAUGUGGAUGGCUUUCAUCCCCUCAACAUGGGGAAUCUUGCCAUGCGGGGAAGGGAACCCUUAUUUAUCCCUUGUGCCCCUAAGGCUUGCAUUGAAUUGUUGCUCCGAUAUGGGGUGGAGAUUAUUGGGAAGAAUGCAGUGGUUAUAGGGAGAAGCAAGAUUGUUGGGUUAUCCACUUCUUUGCUAUUGCAGAGGCACCACGCGACUGUUAGCACCUUGCAUUCAUUCACCAAGAACCCAGAAGAAUUGACUCGUCGCGCUGAUGUUGUCAUCUCAGAUGUUGGGACUCCAAACUUAGUUCAAUGGGACUGGCUGAAGCCAGGGGCAGUUGUAGUUGAUAUGGGGACGAAUCCAGUUAAGGAUCCCAGUAGCCGUCGUGGUUUUCGUAUUACAGGAGAUGUUUGCUACUUGGAGGCAAUCAAGGUGGUGUCAGCCAUAACUCCUGUUCCAGGAGGAGUAGGACCUGUUGUAAUCUCAAUGCUCCUCUCUAACACCCUUGACUCUGCUAAAAGAGCUUUCGGAUUAACUUGACCUUUCCCCUAAGAAGAGAAUGCAAACAUGUAUAUGGGACUGCCGGGACAUGAGAGAGUGAUGGGAUGGGGGUGAUUAAAACUGCAAUUGUAUGGCUAGAGGACAACACAUUUUCAAUUGUAGCAUCACUCUCUCUCUCUUAGGGGUAAACCUUUUAUGCUUGUUAGUUUUUGGUCAUCCGACCUUCACUUGAUAAGCUGCUCGUCGGUUGGUUUAGUUCCGGUUGGUCGUGAUUCCUGUAGUAGUUGUUUCUAUCUGACCAAUCUAACAAAGCGGGUCUAAAUUUAAGAGAUUUAGUGGGUCUAAUAAGAGUUAUUUUGAAGUCUCAACUUCUAACUCGGCUCGACCAGUGGAAGGCAAACCAAAAUCUAGAGAGAGAAAAACCCGCAGUCGAAAAAAAACCAGCGUUUUGCUAGUUAUCCUCUGUCCGAUGGUGCCCCAACGUCAAGUUGGCUUUUGGCCUCACCGAUGUUGUGCGGUUGCUGGGUGACGGGUGAUUGUUUCCAGUGCUUGGGUUGUGGUUCUAUGAGAUUGUUUUGCUUGGCGGAAUGGUAGUGGAUGACUGGCGUCCUUCUUUUCCAGUUCGAAACAUAUACCAUGCAGCGACGUUGGCAUCAAGACAGCGGCUUGGUGCGCUGGUAACCUAAAUCUGAUUGGGUUCGGGUCUGCUGGGUACUCCAGGUUCGAUCACCACGUGUGGUGGUGACGUGAACAUGGUGCAACAGGCAACGGAGUUCCUGGAUUGGUGGCGGCGGUGGAUGCAGUCGGUGUCCGGGUGACUGAGUGGAGACGGGGCUGGGCGGUGUCAGCCUUGUUGGACCUUGGGCCUUGACUUUCCUUUUGGGCCACACUAGACUGUUGCCUUUUUCUUUCUUUUUUCCCGAAAAAUCCCCACUAUUUUCCGGUGGUUCCGCACCGGUCUAUUUUGGUAGCUUGUUGGUCUAAUUUGUCUAAUCUAUGCUAGCUGAAGCUCUUCUAUGAGUCAAUGUUUCGUACUACAAUUGCAUGCUUGGUAAGAAUUGGUAACAGCCUGUAUUUUUUCUUUGAAGGCGAAGUUCUUUUUUUAGUUAUAGACUUUGGAGUUUUAUUGUUCAAGAAAUAGCUGCGUAAUGCUUGCGUUCA
Messenger RNA from Rosa rugosa (rugosa rose), 2217 nucleotides. Its product is annotated as bifunctional protein FolD 2-like. The record is from RefSeq and is a predicted model, not a curated record. Gene Ontology annotation, biological process: tetrahydrofolate interconversion. Gene Ontology annotation, cellular component: cytosol. Gene Ontology annotation, molecular function: methenyltetrahydrofolate cyclohydrolase activity; methylenetetrahydrofolate dehydrogenase (NADP+) activity. Bases 64 to 1095 code for a protein of 343 amino acids. Lineage: Eukaryota; Viridiplantae; Streptophyta; Magnoliopsida; Rosales; Rosaceae. The transcript is spliced from 5 exons.